Messenger RNA from Blumeria graminis f. sp. triticale, 1707 nucleotides. NCBI's taxonomy places the organism in Eukaryota, Fungi, Ascomycota, Leotiomycetes, Helotiales, Erysiphaceae. The record is from the annotation of a GenBank genome assembly.
AUGAGACUCUCUAAGCACUUCUAUCUCUUCUUCUUCUUACUAAAAUCGGCUCAAGAUGUUCAGAGCGAAUCUUCUACUUGGUGCGGUAAAGCCUAUCAAACAGAAAACACUGCUAUUCCGCCAAGUGGACAGUUUAAGUAUCCAGAAGCAAAGCCAAUUAAGUCUCUCUAUUUGGACGUGAAGCCUCGAUACACAAUCUUCCUAGAUAGUGACCCGACCAUUGAGCUGCUUAUAGAUGCUUCAUUUUCAAAUUUGUUCGGCACGCCUCUGCCUGAAAAUGCCACAACAAGUUUUGAGACACUUAGUAUUGAUCUCCAAUGCUCUGAAAUGAAUAUGACAUUAAGUCAAAUCAUGGUUACCGUUGGUAAAGAGAUAAACAAGAUAUCUCUCAGUACCGGGUUCCUCCCUGCCCGGUUGCAGCCAUACCUCAUCACCGUUAUUGGGUAUCCACCAAAUUCCGAACAACUGUACAACACGAGUACGGCUGUUUAUGUUCUACCUUCUCGAAAGACCGGAAGUGCUGUAAAGAUUGAUAACCUCUAUGGCGGUAGCUAUGUUCAAAAUUCUGCAAAUAAUUAUACCGGGUGGUACCCCAUAUAUCCAAAUGGAAUGUUCGCCGAUGGCAGUGUAACGAUCCCAUCUUCAGUCGACUAUAGCCAUCUCGAGACUUAUGCUAAACUGGGCUUCAACACAAUCAAUAUUGUCCCCGACGGCGCUACGCCAGAACAGACAUAUGAUCCUGGCGUGCUCACAAAGUAUUGGGACAAGCUGGAUCAGUUGAACAUGUUUAAUAUUUUUAAUCUUCAGUUUGCCUAUCAAAAUAGUUCACGAAUUGAAGCACAAGUCAACAUGUGGAAAGAUCGUAGCUCUCUCUACAGCUAUCACCUUACCGACGAGCCAGAUGGAUGGCAUCAUCCUACCGAAAACACUCGCAAAGCAUAUGAACAAAUAAAAAAGCUUGAUCCUUAUCAUCCUAUACAAAUGGUUAUAAACUGUCAAAACUUUUAUUAUUCUGAGUAUACACAAGGAGCUGACAUCGUGAUUGAAGAUGCAUACCCAAUUGGAAUUGACCCAACCCACUCUAUUAAAUGGAAUACACCUUGUAAUAGUACGUAUGGUGACUGCGGCUGCGAUAAUUGUUUGGGUGGCUUAUCCGAUGUAUCUGAUCGUCUUGAUAUCUUACAAUCCUACCAAAGCAAUCUAGAGCAUGGAGGUAACAAGCCGAUGUGGGCUACUAUCCAGUUAUUCGAAAAGCAAGAUUAUUGGUCAAGACAACCAAGUACAGGUGAAGCUCUCAGUAUGAUGAUGCUUGCAAUCAAUCAUAAUGCAAAAGGGUUAACUUACUGGCUAUACACGACCCCAAACGACCCCGUGAUCGUGGAAGCUGCUACGUUAGGAACACUCUUCCAGAAGCCCAGUAUGCUGAAGUUCCUAUUCCAAACUACGCCAAUAAAAAAUUUAUCGGUAAAGGGACAUCAGGCGUUAGAUUCUACAGCGUGGAUUGUAGAAAACCAGAUGCUCGUUGGAAUAGCAUCUACAUCUUACCACGAUUCUGACGAUAUAGUAACAAUCACACUGCCAUUAACGGCAAAAGAAAUCUCAAUGCAAGCUUACGGAAAUCCUGGAUUCAUAUUGAAUGGAAACCAACUGCAGAAAUCCGGCAUGAAGUCUCUUGAAAUUAAUAUUCUAAUCCUAAAUCUUAGUUGA